UGAAAUGCCUGAGGCAGGAAAUGUUGAUAAAGAAUGGAUAUCAAGUUUUGCACAACUGUAGAUUUGUGCAGGAAAUGUAUUAUGAUAAAGACUCAGUUCUGUCAAAAGCCAAAAACAAAGUUGUGUCUGAGUUGGGUGUUUGUCAGUCCCCAAUAUAUAGAGGCCACAGAAGUCUAUCAGUGAGGAUCAAAUGCAGAGACUUGGUUAAGAAGAUAGCUAUUUAUAGACACAGACUAGCAGUACAGCUACCAGACAAGAUAGUUAUAUACGAGCUGUACUCGGACGAUGCCGCUGAUAUGCAUUACAAAGUCAAGGAGAAGAUUAACAAGAAGUUUGAGUGUAAUCUCCUCGUCGUUUGUUCCCAAAAUAUCAUUCUUUGUCAGGACAAGCGACUCCAGUGCUACUCCUUCCAAGGAAUCAAAGAGCGGGAAUGGCUGAUGGAGUCCCUGAUUCGGUACAUCAAGGUCAUCGGGGGCCCCUCAGGUCGCGAGGGGCUCUUGGUUGGCUUGAAGAAUGGGCAGAUUAUGAAGAUCUUUGUGGACAACGCUUUUCCCAUCAUGCUCCUGAAGCAGAGUACCUCGGUCCGUUGUCUGGACGUCAGUGCCUCGCGAACAAAGCUGGCUGUGGUGGACGAACACAACACGUGUCUGGUGUAUGACAUCAACACUAAGGAUCUAUUGUUCCAGGAACCGAAUGCUAACAGUGUAGCCUGGAAUACACACUAUGAAGACAUGCUCUGUUUUUCUGGGAAUGGGUUACUCAACAUCAAGGCCAGCAAUUUCCCAGUUCAUGUUCAGAAGCUUCAAGGUUUUGUGGUGGGCUUCAGUGGAUCUAAGAUUUUCUGUCUCCACAUCUACUCCAUGUCCUCAGUGGAUGUUCCACAAUCAGCCUCCAUGUACCAGUACCUAGAAAAGAAACUCUUCAAGGAUGCCUACAAGGUAGCCUGUUUAGGGGUGACAGACGGGGACUGGGAAGUUCUGGCCCAUGAGGCUCUUGAGGGGUUGGACUUCGACACGGCCAAGAAAGCCUUCAUCAGAAUCAAGGAUCUCCGCUAUCUGGAGCUCAUCCACUCCAUAGAGGAGAGGAAAAAGAGAGGUGAAAAUGACAACAUGAUCUUCCUUGGAGAUGUGUACAGUUACCAAGGGAAAUUCAACGAGGCCGCCAAACUGUACAAAAAAGCCGGAGGAGAACAGAAGGCCAUGAAUAUGUAUACAGACCUCAGGAUGUUUGACCAAGCCAAGGAAUACAUUGGCUCUGGAGACCCUCUGGAUAAGAAGAUGCUAAUUACUAAGCAGGCUGACUGGGCCAAGAGCAGUAAUGAGCCAAAGGCUGCUGCUGAAAUGUACAUUUCAGCUGGGGAGUACUGUAAGGCUAUUGACAUUGUAGGGGAACACGGAUGGGCUGACAUGAUGAUAGACCUGGCCCGUAAGCUAGACAAGGCUGACCGUGAAGCUCUGAGUCGAGCCGCCAUGCACUUGACCAAAAUGGAGCAGUACCCCUUCGCUGCUGAAGUGUACAGUAAAAUGGGAGAUAUUAAAGCCCUCAUAAACCUUCAUGUAGAGGCCAAACACUGGGAAGAUGCCUUCACUCUGGCUGAAAAACACCCUGAGUACAAGGAGGAGGUUUAUGUACCGUACGCUCAAUGGCUCGCCGAGAACGACAAGUUUGAUGAUGCUCAAGAGGCAUUCCAUAAGGCUGGUCUGCAGGGGGAGGCAGUCAAGGUCCUGGAACAGCUAACACACAAUGCUGUUAUUGAGAGUCGCUUCAAUGAUGCCGGGUACUAUUUCUGGAAACUCUCCAUGCAGUGUCUGGAUAUAGCAAGAGAGGAUUCAGAGAAACGAGAAGAAAUGUUUGCCAAGUUCCAAGACUAUCAGAGGAAGGCUGACAUGUAUUACGCCUACCAUUCCAUUCAAAGAUAUACAGAUGAGCCUUUCACAUCACAUCUACCAGAAGCCCUGUUUAACAUUUCUCGAUAUCUGCUUCAUAUGAUCCAGAGUGGAAUACCACACGGAAUCUCUAAAGUAGGGACACUAUAUGCAUUAGCCAAGCAGAGUAAGACUGGAGCCUUUAAGUUGGCUCGUUACGCCUAUGAGAAGUUACAGACACUGAGGAUACCCAGUAGAUUCCAGGAGGCUGUAGAUCUAGGUAGUGUGAUGAUCCGAUCCAAGGCAUUCCAAGACUCCGAGGAGCUCCUUCCCAUGUGUUACCGCUGUUCCACCACAAACCCUCUUCUGAACAAUGGAGGAAACUGCUGUGUCAACUGUAGACAACCAUUUGUCCACUCUUUUGUCUCAUUUGAGGUGCUGCCGCUGGUGGAGUUUGUGUUAGACAGCAGUCUGACGGACGAGGAGGCUGAUGCCCAGACUCUGAGUUUAGGUCAAGCUCAGGAUGAUGAACCUGAGGAUGAGGACCCAUUCUCAGCCAAACUCAUGACCUUUGAUGUAAGUAAAGAGGGAUUUAUAGUGCAAAUAGGAAUUUGA
Molecule: messenger RNA, 2480 nt
Organism: Saccostrea cuccullata (small rock oyster)
Lineage: Eukaryota; Metazoa; Mollusca; Bivalvia; Ostreida; Ostreidae
Product: intraflagellar transport protein 122 homolog
Biological process (GO): intraciliary retrograde transport; protein localization to cilium; non-motile cilium assembly
Cellular component (GO): intraciliary transport particle A; non-motile cilium
Molecular function (GO): protein binding
Source: RefSeq, a predicted model, not a curated record